Molecule: messenger RNA, 1860 nt
Organism: Cladophialophora psammophila CBS 110553
Lineage: Eukaryota; Fungi; Ascomycota; Eurotiomycetes; Chaetothyriales; Herpotrichiellaceae
Product: ATP-dependent RNA helicase HAS1
Exons: 2
Coding region: 1-1860 (619 amino acids)
Biological process (GO): maturation of LSU-rRNA from tricistronic rRNA transcript (SSU-rRNA, 5.8S rRNA, LSU-rRNA)
Cellular component (GO): nucleolus
Molecular function (GO): ATP binding; nucleic acid binding; RNA helicase activity
Source: RefSeq, a predicted model, not a curated record
AUGUCCAACCUAACGGAUCCCCAAUUGGGGGAGUCAAAGAAACGCAAGAGGGUGCGGGUGAAGCCCACACAAGCAGGACCCGAACCGCAAUCUGAAUCGUCUACCUUGAACGACCGAGUCCUUGCAUCCACGAACGAACCGCAAGAAAAGAGCAAGAAGAGACGGAAGACGUCCCAUUCAAGCGAAGAUGAAGAUAAUGACGAGGGCCGGGGUUCAAGGAAAGCUGUGAAUGAUGGUGCGGAAAAAGCAGGGGAAGAGUCGUCGGACAGUGAGGUGGACAGCGGAGUUGACGACAGUGACGAAGCAGGCCCUGAACUCGAAGAAACAGUCGAUACAACGACAGGGAUCACAGAGAUCACUUCUACUCCCUCAGAUCUGCCUACGGACGUGAUGCCUUCACUGCCUGGGACUGAAACCACCCCUCAAGCCUUCUCCGAACUCGCUCUGUCCGAAAAGACCAUGAGAGCCAUCACAGAAAUGGGCUUCACCACUAUGACCGAGAUCCAAAGACGAGGCAUCCCUCCGCUGAUGGCAGGCCGGGACGUUUUGGGCGCCGCAAAAACUGGUUCGGGAAAGACGCUCGCCUUCCUCAUCCCGGCUGUGGAAAUGUUGCACGCUCUACGAUUUAAACCGCGCAACGGCACUGGCGUAAUCGUCGUCUCUCCCACACGAGAACUGGCGCUGCAGAUUUUCGGCGUGGCUCGGGACCUUAUGCAAUUCCAUAGCCAAACUUUCGGCAUUGUAAUCGGAGGCGCAAAUCGCAGCGCCGAAGCCGAAAAGCUCAGCAAGGGCGUCAACCUACUUAUUGCCACGCCGGGCAGGUUGCUGGACCACCUACAAAACACCAAGGGCUUUGUCUACAAAAACGUCAAGGCCCUCGUCAUCGACGAAGCGGACCGUAUCCUCGAAGUCGGCUUUGAAGACGAAAUGCGCCAAAUCGUCAAGAUCCUCCCGGACCGCGACCACCGCCAGACCAUGCUCUUCAGCGCCACGCAGACAACCAAAGUCGAAGAUCUGGCCCGCAUAUCCCUCCGUCCCGGUCCCCUAUACAUUAAUGUGGACCACAAAAAGGAGCACAGCACGGUCGAAGGCCUCGAGCAAGGGUACGUGAUCUGCGACUCGGACAAACGCUUCCUGCUCCUCUUCAGCUUCCUCAAGCGCAACCUGAAGAAGAAAGUCAUCGUCUUCAUGAGCAGCUGCAACUGCGUCAAGUACCACUCGGAACUGCUGAACUACAUCGACCUCCCCGUGCUCGAGCUGCACGGAAACCUCAAGCAGCAGAAACGAACAAACACCUUUUUUGAAUUCUGCAACGCCACCCACGGCACGCUGAUCUGCACGGACGUCGCCGCGAGGGGCCUCGACAUCCCCGCCGUCGACUGGAUCGUGCAGUUCGACCCGCCAGACGACCCGAGGGACUACAUCCACCGGGUGGGCCGCACAGCCCGCGGCGCAGACGGCAAAGGGAGGAGUCUGAUGUUCCUGCAGCCGAACGAGGUCGGCUUCUUGAGCCAGUUGAAAGAAGCCCGCGUCCCCGUGGUCGAGUUCGACUUCCCAGCCAAGAAGCUGGUCAACAUCCAGAGCCAGCUCGAGAAGCUGAUCGGGCAGAACUAUUAUUUGAACAAGUCCGCCAAAGACGGCUACCGCUCAUACCUGCAAGCCUACGCCUCGCACAGCCUUCGCUCCGUCUUCGACGUCAACAAACUCGACCUGGUCAAGGUCGCAAAGAGCUUUGGCUUUGCAACCCCUCCCCGGGUCGAUAUUCAGCUGGGUGCGAGCAUGCGGGAUAAGAAGCAGAACAGUGCCAGGAGGAGUUACGGGAGUCAGCCGAGGCAGAAAAAUGGGUUUAAGAGGAGAUAG